This is a messenger RNA of Tarenaya hassleriana, 950 nucleotides long. Its product is annotated as cold shock protein 2. Gene Ontology annotation, molecular function: zinc ion binding; nucleic acid binding. Bases 118 to 672 code for a protein of 184 amino acids. The transcript has a single exon. The record is from RefSeq and is a predicted model, not a curated record. NCBI's taxonomy places the organism in Eukaryota, Viridiplantae, Streptophyta, Magnoliopsida, Brassicales, Cleomaceae.
AAGCGCAAACGUGGCACUCGUACCCUUUCCUCCACGCUCUUUUUGCGCUUAUAAACAGAGAGUGAGAUCUGAUAGGUAAAUUUCUAGGGUUUUGUUUCUGCGAGAGAGUUGAUCAGGAUGAGCGAAGGCGACGGUGGUGGCGAGCGGAGAAGAGGGACGGUGAAGUGGUUUGAUAGCCAGAAGGGUUUCGGUUUCAUCACCCCCGAUGACGGCGGUGACGAUCUCUUUGUCCACCAGUCCUCCAUCAGAUCUGAGGGGUUCCGUAGCCUGGCUGCAGAUGAGGCGGUCGAGUUCGAGGUCGAGGUUGAUAGCAACAACCGCCCCAAGGCCGUUGACGUCUCCGGCCCCGACGGUGCUCCCGUUCUGGGAAGCAGCCGUGGUCCUCCCGGCGGAGGCGGCGGCUAUGGUGGAGGUGGAGGAAGAGGCGGUGGCCGCGGGUACGGCGGGGGUUACGGUGGGAGAGAAGGUCGAGGCGGUGGCGGUGAUGGAACGUGCUUCAAAUGCGGAGAGCCUGGCCACAUGGCGAGGGACUGCAACCAAGGCGGCGGAGGCUACGGUGGCGGUGGUGGUUACGGAGGCGGAGGCAGGUAUGGCGGUGGCGGAGGCGGGAGCUGUUACAGUUGCGGCGAGUCCGGCCAUUUCGCAAGGGAUUGUAUGAGCGGGGGCCGUUGAAACGGCUUUUUCGUCGGGCGGUGGAGAAGGGUCAGACGGUUCUAUUCUCGUCGCGUAUCAUCCAAUAUUGUCCGCUUUUGCUUUGGAUUUAGUGUCUAUCUGUUUCCAUUUUCACGAUAUGGGUUUGGUUAUGGUGCUUGGGAUGAGUAAGAAGCGUAGUGUUUCCUUUGGGGAAUUUUUCUGUUUUCUGAUGCAUGUAAAAGCUCUUGCUCUGUUCCAAGUGUUCACAUACGCAACAAUUUCGGUCGGAUUCUGAUGGUUUUGUUGUUGAGUUUCAA